Molecule: messenger RNA, 3119 nt
Organism: Vicugna pacos (alpaca)
Lineage: Eukaryota; Metazoa; Chordata; Mammalia; Artiodactyla; Camelidae
Product: aldehyde dehydrogenase family 3 member B2
Biological process (GO): aldehyde metabolic process
Cellular component (GO): cytoplasm
Molecular function (GO): aldehyde dehydrogenase (NAD+) activity; 3-chloroallyl aldehyde dehydrogenase activity
Source: RefSeq, a predicted model, not a curated record
CCACUGCCAGAUGUGUGCACAGGCGGAGGCCAGCAGCUGCUCAGGCUCCUGGGAGGAUUGGCGGUCGGCAGGGGUGGGGUGAGACUUGGGCCUGGAGCAGUCGGCACAUCUGGAGGCAGAAUGUCAGACAAAGGCAGCAAAGGUUUGGCAAAGGAUCCAGGGUCGGAGCCGACACCGGGGAGCAUCCUUGGAGGAACCGUCUGUCUCUGACCUGUGCUGGCCUGGCUACAGAGGUUGGACCCCUUCACGGACACACUGCAGCGGCUGCGGGAGGCCUUCGGCUCGGGGCGGACGCGGCCGGCCGAGUUCCGGGCUGCCCAGCUGAGGGGCCUGGGCCGCUUCCUGCGAGAGAACAAGCAGCUUCUGCAGGGGGCGCUGGCGCAGGACCUGCACAAGUCGGCCUUUGAGGGAGACGUAUCGGAGAUUAUCAUCUGCCAGAACGAGGUGGACCUGGCCCUCAAGAACCUGCACGCCUGGAUGAAGGAUGAGUCAGUGGCCAAGAACCUGUUCACGCAGCUGGACUCUGCCUUCAUCCGGAAGGAGCCCUUCGGCCUGGUGCUCAUCGUCGCCCCUUGGAACUACCCUGUGAACCUGACCCUGGUGCCCCUGGUGGGCGCCCUUGCCGCAGGGAACUGCGUGGUGCUGAAGCCGUCAGAAAUCAGCAAGGGCACGGAGAAGGUCCUGGCUGAGGUGCUGCCCCGAUACCUGGACCAGAGCUGCUUUGCCGUGGUGCUGGGCGGGCCUGAGGAGACGGGGCAGCUGCUGAAGCACAAGUUCGACUAUAUCCUCUUCACAGGGAGCCCUCGAGUUGGCAAGAUCAUCACGGCUGCCGCCACCAAGCACCUGACGCCCGUCACGCUGGAGCUGGGGGGCAAGAACCCCUGCUAUGUGGACGAUGACUGCGACCCCCAGACCGUGGCCAACCGCGUGGCCUGGUUCCGCUAUUUCAACACUGGCCAGACCUGCGUAGCCCCCGACUACGUCCUGUGCAGCCCCGAAAUGCAGGCGCGGCUGCUGCCCGCCCUGCAGAGCGCCAUCACCCGUUUCUAUGGCGAAGACCCCCAGAGCUCCCCGGAUCUGGGCCGCAUCAUCAACCACAAACAUUUCCAGCGGCUCCGGGACCUGCUGAGCUGCGGCCGCGUGGCCAUCGGUGGCCAGAGUGAUGAGAGCGAGCGCUACAUCGCCCCCACGGUGCUGGUGGACGUGCAGGAGACAGAGCCGGUGAUGCAGGAGGAGAUCUUUGGGCCCAUCCUGCCCAUCAUGAACGUGAGGGGCCUGGACGAGGCCAUCGACUUCAUCAACCGUCGGGAGAAGCCCCUGGCCCUGUACGCCUUCUCCAACAGCAACCAGGUGGUGAACCGGAUGCUGGAUCGGACCAGCAGCGGCAGCUUUGGAGGCAACGAGGGCUUCAUGUACAUGACCCUGUCGUCCAUGCCACUGGGGGGAGUCGGCAACAGUGGGAUGGGAAGAUACCACGGCAAGUUCUCCUUCGACACCUUCUCCCACCACCGUGCCUGCCUGCUCUCCUGCUCGGGCCUGGAGAAGCUCAACGCAAUCCGCUACCCUCCCUAUUCUGAAUGGAAACAGCAGCUGAUCAGCUGGGCCUUGGGCAAGCAGAGCUGCACCCUUCUGUGAGCACCCUGCCCACCGCCAGUGCUGCAUCCCCACCCCUCCAUCCCUGAAAAGUGGGCGUCGGGUCCAGGAGCACAAAGAUCCUCCUUCUGGGGUUUUUUCUGAACAGACCUCCGGCUGGGCAGGACCUCUGGGCCACUGGUCCAGCCCCUUUCAGGGCCAAAGACCCCCCUGCGGCCUCCUGACAGAUUUGUUGAUCCUCUGCUUGGACAUAUCCGGUGACGGAGAACUCAUCCCCAAGACUGAGCAUCCCUGGUGGUUAGAAAAGACUCCCUUGUGUCUGAUUGACAAAUAGGCUCCCAAAACAGAGUGAUUUCUAACAUCUUAGUCACAACUGGUUUGGGGAGCUGGGUUUGUCUGACCUGAAGUGAUCCAAUCUUGAACUCAGAUCUGGUCAUUUGGUGGUGUCUCCCCGAAUGAAGUGUGCUAUUUACAAGGACUCUGAUGAGGUUUUGUGGAAACAAGAGGAAGGUGUUCAAUAGUUGAUUAGUGAUGUCUGCUAUGGGCAGAUGAGGGGGUUAUUCACAUGCUGGCCACGUCUAUCUUUCCUGCUGUAGAUUCCCAGGAGGUCAGGGCAGGCAGAAAUAAAAUCUGGUCACUUCAUCUGACACAUGGGAAAGCUGAGGGUCUAGAGCCAGGACGGGCUGAACUGAGUUUAUACAGUAAAGCAGAGCACAGCUGAGUGAUGGUGGACUUCCCUGAGAAAUAUGGGGGUAGGGGAUGAGUAAACAGCCCAUCUGGUCCAUUAUGACCAGCCUCUUGAUCUUCCCCUAGUCCUCGCCCUGGGAGCCCACUUCCAAUCCAUCCAGUCUUGCUUCAGUGGGCUCUUCACCCCUCAGAACUGUGGGAAAGCUGAGCUAGUACCAAGAGGACAUAGGAUCCUCCUGCUCCCCUGGGAAUUGUUGGGAUUGGUUGAUUCCAAAAGGCACAGGAUGGACUCAAAGGAGGUGUUUAACAGGGGCUUGUUGAUGAGUGAAGGAAAGAAUGAAUAAGGGAGCAAGAGGAUGGAUGGAAGGAAGGAAGGAUGGGUGGGUGGAUGGAUGAAGGAUGCAUGGAUGGAUAGAUGGAAGAGUGAGUGGGUGAGUAGAUGGUGAACGAUGAAGGGAGGUUGGAUGGAUGAAUGGGUGGGUUGAUGGAUGGAUAAGACAAUGAGUGGGUAGAAGGGCAGGUGAGUGGCUAGGUGAUAGGGUGAGAGAUGAUGGAUAGCUGGUGAGGUGGAUGAGUGAACAGAUGGAUGGGUAGGUGGUCCAGAGAGAAGCCGAGUGACCAAUGAGCCUGGGUCUAAGAGAUCACCUUUCUCCCCACCCUGACCUUGGGAAGUUGUUUCCUUAAAAUAGCCUUUGGACUAAAAAGAGAAAGCCAGAGGAACGGAGAAGAAUCAGAGGGUCUCCUGGCCAUAGUCUGGGCAAUGGGUCCAGUGAACAAAGAAUAGAAGACAGAGCUUAUUAAACAUUCUUUGGGCGUUUCUUCUUCGGGCCCUCACCUCA